Molecule: messenger RNA, 1140 nt
Organism: Ornithorhynchus anatinus (platypus)
Lineage: Eukaryota; Metazoa; Chordata; Mammalia; Monotremata; Ornithorhynchidae
Gene: GLRX
Product: glutaredoxin
Exons: 3
Coding region: 87-410 (107 amino acids)
Source: RefSeq, a predicted model, not a curated record
ACUGGCGGUGGAGCCGCCGCCGCUGCCGCCGCUCCUUGUCUUUCUCUUUUCUCCUCUGGCCUUUUUCUCCCCUCCCUCCUUCUAGGAUGGCUGAGGAGUUCGUGUCCAGCAAGCUGGGGUCGGGUCUGGUGGUGGUCUUCAUCAAGCCCACCUGCCCCUACUGCCGCAGGGCCCGGGAGCUGCUCCUCCGCUACCCCUUCAAGCCCGACUGCCUCCGCUUCGUCGACAUCACCGUCCAGCCCGACCCGGACGCCAUCCAGGACUAUCUCCACCAGCUCACCGGGGCCAGGACGGUUCCUCGGGUCUUCAUCGGCACACGGUGUAUUGGUGGAUCCUCUGAUCUUACCUCUCUGGACCAGAGUGGGCAGCUUUUGCCUCAGCUACUGCAAAUAGGGGCUGUACAAGAAUAGCAGAGUCCAGCGAGCCAAAGCUGAUAUGAGUCUCCCUCUCUCUGAACUUAGAAUCUUGGAAGAUGAAUUUACCACAAGGGUGUAACUAAGGCCUGGACUUGGCUUUGGCCACUCUAUCUAUACAACAAGAACAUAACUUCCUGCUCCAAGAGAACCUUUACCUGACUGUAUGCAAGUCUUGGACCUUGACUUGUUUCCAGAAAACAUGUAUGCUGAACUAAUGCAUGUUCUGUCCAGCCAGGAUUGCUCUGUAUGAGGUGUGGAUGUGUGCUUUCCCUGUAGACCUUAUCUGUCAGAGCAAAACUUCCCCUCCACCUCCAUGAAGUGGAGGUUUCUUUUGUUUUCUUGAAUUGUAUUUUUCAAAAGAUGUAAAAUUUAUCAGCCCCAGGGAAAGCUGGGCCAAAUUAAUCCUAGGCUUGGACUGCCCAAAUCCCUGCCCAGACUCUCCUCAGGGGCCAGACUGACUCUUCAUAUAAGCUGAUCUCUUGGGUCUUGUUGGGUUACAUUAUUUUCUGACUCCAAAUAAUUAUCUGUAUACUGCAGCUGGAUUCUGAGAUGUCUUCUGAGGCAUAUUCUUUUUUCUAAACUUGAGUGUGACUGUGUCUCUUCCCCUCUCUCCUUAUUUGUCUUCUCUAAUAUCUUCCCCAUUAGUGUCCCCAUUAGUUAAUGAUGACUCCUCUCAUUUUGAUGCUGUAUCUUUGGAAAAUAAACUUUGAAAUACCUAAAGCUU